AUGGAAGAGCAAUUGAGCCCAGACGAACUUCUCAGAGCAUGCGAGAAGCAUCAAUAUACAAGCGAGAUCAUAUCUCUCGACCCGCUAGUGUUAUACAUCAACAAUUUCACGUCUUCUCAGGAAGCCGAGGAGCUCAUCAUUCUAGGCUCCAACGAGUUUGCAGAAUCCUUCAUAUCCCGCUCGCGCGGCGCCAACACCCAAGUUACAGGCCGAACCUCGCAAUCCGCCCCGUUGCCUAUGGACAAUCCACUUGUUGAGUGUAUACUGGGCCGCGCGCGCACCUUCAUGGGCAGCAUGAUGCUCCCGCACGAACCGUUUUCCGUCCCGCAACUGGUGCGCUACUUCCCUUCCCAAAAGUACGACCUACACACGGACUUUUGGCCCGAGCACCAGAUCAUGAACGAUGGCUCGGAUCGACUAUUCAAUCGCGUCGCUUCGUUCUUCGUAUUUCUGCGUGAUAACUGUACUGAAGGUUACACUUACUUCCCGCUCGUGGAACCGUCGCACUCUGACCCUCACGCUGCUCGUGACUUGGAGAAGCUGUACGGCGGGAAAGUGGCGAGGGGCGAGAUGGGUGGAGUGGAAAAGGGGGUGAAGUUCAAGCCUAUACAGGGUAACGCGGUGUUUUGGGUUAAUCUUGAUGAGCAGGGGAAUGGGGAUCGGCGAUUAGUUCAUGCCGGUUUGCCUGUUGGGCAAGGAGAGAAGAUUGGGUUGAACUUGUGGCCGAGGAAGUUUUAUGGGACUUCAGGUGAGCUGAAACAGGAGCGGCCGAAGAAGGAGAGGAAGGCGUGGAGUGGGAAGUGGAAAGAAUAGAUUAUGUCAGAGAGUAGGUUUGGGGUGUCUAGGUUGUGACACUGGCUUGGAUUAUGUGGUCAGAACGGACGCCCUUUUAUCUAGUAUCUAUGCAAACGAAACUCAC
This is a messenger RNA of Cucurbitaria berberidis CBS 394.84, 919 nucleotides long. RefSeq lists its product as uncharacterized. The coding region runs from base 1 to 813 and encodes 270 amino acids. Gene Ontology annotation, biological process: peptidyl-proline hydroxylation to 4-hydroxy-L-proline. NCBI's taxonomy places the organism in Eukaryota, Fungi, Ascomycota, Dothideomycetes, Pleosporales, Cucurbitariaceae. Gene Ontology annotation, molecular function: procollagen-proline 4-dioxygenase activity; iron ion binding; L-ascorbic acid binding. The transcript has 2 exons. Gene Ontology annotation, cellular component: endoplasmic reticulum. The record is from RefSeq and is a predicted model, not a curated record.